Molecule: messenger RNA, 2227 nt
Organism: Fundulus heteroclitus (mummichog)
Lineage: Eukaryota; Metazoa; Chordata; Actinopteri; Cyprinodontiformes; Fundulidae
Product: arrestin domain-containing protein 3
Exons: 6
Coding region: 320-1390 (356 amino acids)
Biological process (GO): protein transport
Cellular component (GO): plasma membrane; cytoplasm
Source: RefSeq, a predicted model, not a curated record
UUACUCCUGUAUGGAAAACAUGACAAACUUGCCGGUCUCUGUCCCUCCAUUCUUGCCGAUUGUCAUGAAAGAAUAGCUGUUUGCCAGAGCAGUCAGCCAUUCGAGCGAUGUUUCAGGUAUCAACAGGUUUCUUUAUUCAGGUUUCAUUGUUUUUCCCAGGUCGUAGAAUGCUAACCAGGUGUAGCUUUUACCGUCAGACAGGAUGCAACUAAAACCAGUUUCUCAGGUUCAGCGAGUUCGUAGGUACUCGGGUAUAAAUGCGGUAGAACAGCUGCGCUGGGUCAACACGGGUUGACUAAUUCCUUCUUCUCGGCUGAAAAUGACCAUCAAGAACCUUCAGAUUGAAUAUGACGCCAUCAACAGCAGGAACACCUUCUCAAAUGGAGACACCAUAAAUGGACGGAUCAUCCUGGAGGUCUCCAAAGAAACAAAGGUUCAGUCACUUCUUUUCAUUGCUAAAGGAAAAGCAAGAGUUUGCUGGUCUGAGCAUUAUGGCCAGAACCAAACUCAUGUUUACUGGGCUGAUGAGAAAUACUACAGCGUGAAGCAUCAUAUGAUAAGAGAAUCAAUUCAAGAUGGCUCUGAAGUCAUUGGAAAAGGAAGACAUGUUUUCCCUUUCAGCUUCAAGAUACCUGACAGAAAAAUGCCGUCGUCUUUUCACUCAUCUGUGGGAAGAAUUGUUCAUAAGUUGAAGGCAGAGCUCAAACAGUCAAUGAAACUGACAAAGAAGGCUAAAACCCACUUCAUAUUUGUGUCCAAAGCAGACCUGGAAACACCAGGACUCAUGGUACCCCAACAUGAAAGCAAGGAUAAAACCUUGGCCUUUAGCUCCGGAUCUGUUUCGAUGGAUGUCUAUGUUGACAAGAUGGGAUACAAACAUGGGGAGACCUUGAAUGUCACCAUAAAAAUCAAUAAUAAUUCAAGUCGUUCAGUCAAACCCAAACUUGAACUGUAUGAGAAGAGGAGCUUCUUCGCUCAGGGUCGACGAAAACUUGAGACUCGCGCCAUCCUGAAGGAGAAGGCUGCCGCUGUUGAAGCGCAUUCCGGCAAAGGAACUGUGACAAAGAUGAUCACCAUCCCCAGAGAGCUUCCUCCGUCCAUCCUGAACUGCUCCAUCCUUAAACUGGAGUACAGGCUGAAGGUGUACCUUGACAUCAAAUGCGCUGCAAACCCAAAGGUUAAACUCCCUGUUGUCAUUCUCCCUGUUGAUGACAGCAGAGAGCGUCAUGAAAAACAACCAAUUCCUCCUAGUGAGUUUGGAUUUGAAGCAUUUGGAAAUCCACACCUGCAAAGCCGAGGCACCGCAUCACAAGCAAUGAGUCUUCCCCCUCCCUAUGAAGAAGCUGCCAUGUACCCCUCCUUCCCCUCAGAUUUUACAAAUCCACUAUGACAAUAAUAACUAUGAUAUUGGCAUAAUGUCUUAUAUUUCGUUUGACGUGACUGCAAUCAUACCUGCCUUAUCCACAUUCCAUUUUGAAUGGAAUUUCAGACGCUGUCCUUGCCUUCUGCAGUAACCUUUAAGUAACUGCUUUCAGCUAUUAGACACCUUUUUCUCUCUUAGUCUGCUUCCCAAAUGAGUUGAUUACAUUGUUUAGAAAUGUGUUUUUUUCACAGUUUUUUCUAUUUAUUCAGUACAGCAGCUAUUCAGCUGUAAUCACACUAUGAUUUUCAAAGUUUUGCUUGCUGUCACAAAUAUUUAAUGACUUUAUGUGCAUGCCUAACACAAUAUGUUACAAAGAUUAUCUUCUAUUUAGGGGCUAAUCAACAACCUUUUUUUCCCCAAAGAACAGAACAGUUCCAAGUAUACAGUGGUUUCUGUUGUUUGUGUUUUACUUUACAAUUUUAGCAAGUGCUAACAAUGAAACAACAAAUAAAAUAAUAUAUGGCAAGGAAAUCUCCCUCGAACCAGGGCAGAUCAUGGGAGACAGAAGGACUUGAGCAAAACUAACAUUACAUUUGUACAAAGCUGGAGAGAUCCUUCAGGGACAAACUGUUGCAUCCCAGGUGCACUGAAGAGCGGUAUCACAGAUCCUUCCUCCCAGCAGCGGUAAACUUAAUAAGUAUUCAGUCCUGUAAAUACUCUGUUAUUUUUGUAUGCCUGCAUACACAUGCAUGUUUUGUAAAUUUUUCAAAUUACUCUACUCAGUUACACAGUUCUUUAGUCUGUUGUGUCAUUAUGCACGUAUUUAAGUUAUUUAAUAUUUAAUAAACAACAAUUGGUCUGUUA